CGAGCAACAUGGAGAGAAGCAUCUUUCACUGGGGGGAGCUGGGCAGUAGGUUCAGGGGAUCGAAAUCCAACAAAGUCCGAAAACUCAUCCAGGCCACCCCUUGGGAAGAACUUGCCGACAACGAGGAAAUUGACCACAUCUGCUGCAGCCCUCAUCUGACUGUGUUCAUCCUGAGGGAUGGCAGGGUUUAUACACUGAGCAACAGCCACAAGAGGAGUGGACAACUAGAGCUGAUCACUGCGAUACAGGACGAGAAGAUUCAUACAGCGGACAUCGGUGGCUCCAACAUCCUCUACGUGUCUGAAGCAGGAAAUGUAUACUUCAGUAAAGUCCCAAACCAAAAAUGUGGAGUGGCAAAUAAAUCUUUCAUCGUCACAAAACCAAAGUUACUCAGCAGCUUUGCAGGGAGGUGUGUCGUUCAAGUUGCCUGUGGAAGCAAUCACUCUCUGGCUCUCUGCAAAGAUGGUCAAGUCUUUGCGUGGGGCAAGAACACAAAUGGUCAACUAGGAGUGGGCGAGGCCGUUGGUACCACACACAGUCCGCAGCACGUGACAGCGCUGGCUGGUAUUCCCUUGGCUCAGAUCGCAGCGGGAGGAUCCCACACCAUUGCAGUGUCUCUGUCAGGGACAGUGUUCGCUUGGGGAGCAAAUCACCGUGGACAGCUGGGUCUAAACGAUGUGAAAGCUCGAUACCAUCCCACUUGUGUGAAGCUUCUGGAGUGUAAGAAAGUCGUGCAGGUGUCCUGUGGGGCCCACCACACUGCUGUGCUGAACAAGGAUGGGCUUGUUUACACCUUUGGAGCGGGAACGUACGGUCAACUCGGCCACAACUCUGACAGAGACGAGCUGAAACCUCGGCUGCUCGAGGGGCUGGAUGGAAUCAAAGUCUCCCAGAUUGCCUGCGGGAGCUCCCACACCAUGGUGUUCAGUUCGGCAUCGGGGCAACUCUAUUCCUUUGGCCGUGGAGAGAACGGGCAGUUGGGAACCGGACAAACCAUUGACCAUUUUGUGCCUUGUCUGGUCACCUUCUCAACAGACGGGACCCACAACCUGCAGCCUGCUCCUGGAGGUCUGCUCCAACCAGCUGUGAAAAGGAUAUUUGCUGGAGCCAACCAGAGCGUUGCCUUGUGCUUUGGUGUUAAGGCCUCACACUCUGCUGACUACCAGUCUUCAUUCAAUCCUCUAAGGAGAAUUGUCAUGGCUGAAGACUCAUUCUGGAACACCUGGAGCAUUCUGGAUAAUGGGGAGCUACAGAAGGACAUCAAAGAGGAGAUUGGUCACAUUUUCUCCACUGAAUGCCUCAACGGGAGCUUCUUGGAAGUCAGUGGGGAUGAGCAUUUCAAAACAGGCAGAGAAACCUCAGGAGUCGACCUGUCAGCUGCAAGUCUCUGGUUCGAGAAACUGGGAAAACAUCCCAUACUUUUGCAAGAGAUCAAUUCCACCAGAAAGCCUAAAUACCAGGAGAACAAAUUCUACAUCUGUGCACAAGAAGUUUUUGGUGACACACGUGUCUACUGUAAUGAGAAUAUCACUGAUUACGGUAUAAUAUUGGGCAAUAUUAACAGCACUAAUGCAUCUGCUGGGAUUAUCAAUGUACCUGCUGGUUUAGAAAUGGAUGCAUGUACUGAAAACAUUGUUGCUUCUGCUGGAGAUACUGUUACAUCCACUGGGAUCGUUGAGGCUUCUGCUGGAGAUACUGAUACAUCUACUGGGAUCGUUGAGGCUUCUGCUGGAGAUACUGAUUCAUCUACUGGGAUCAUUGAGGCUUCUGCUGGAGAUACUGAUACAUCUACUGGGAUCAUUGAAGCAUCAGCUGAAGAUACCGAUACAUCUACUGGGAUCAUUAAGGCUUCUGCUGGAGAUACUGAUACAUCUACUGGGAUCGUUGAGGCUUCUGCUGGAGAUAUUGAUUCAUCUACUGGGAUCGUUGAGGCUUCUACUGGUGAUAUUGAUACAUCUGGGAUCAUUGAGGCUUCUGCUGGAGAUACUGAUACAUCUACUGGGAUCAUUGAGGCUUCUGCUGGAGAUACUGAUACAUCUACUGGGAUCGUUGAGGCUUCUGCUGGAGAUACUGAUACAUCUACUGGGAUUGUUGAAGCAUCAGCUGAAGAUACCGAUACAUCUACUGGGAUCAUUGAGGCUUCUGCUGGAGAUACUGAUACAUCUACUGGGAUCAUUGAGGCUUCUGCUGGAGAUACUGAUACAUCUACUGGGAUCAUUGAGGCUUCUGCUGGAGAUACUGAUACAUCUACUGGGAUCGUUGAGGCUUCUGCUGGAGAUACUGAUACAUCUACUGGGAUUGAAGCAUCAGCUGCAGUUACCGAUACAUCUACUGGGAUCAUUGAGGCUUCUGCUGGAGAUACUGAUACAUCUACUGGGAUGAUUGAGGCUUCUGCUGGAGAUACUGAUACAUCUACUGGGAUUGUUGAAGCAUCAGCUGAAGAUACCGAUACAUCUACUGGAAUCAUAGAAGUCUCAAAUGAGAACACAGAAAUACCUACAAGGGCCAUUGAAGCCUCAACUGGGAACCCUAAUGCAUCUGCUGGGAUCAUAGAUCUCUCAGCUGGAAACACUGAUGCAUCUAACAGUAUUCUUGAUGCUUCCAGCGCAAACAUUGAAGUCUCUAUGCAGAACAGUACAUUCACAGAUAUCGAUCAUAGUUUGGAGUUUGAUAUUUCUACCAGUGUAACUGACGAACCUAUCGGGAUUGUUGAUGCCCCACAGAGGAACACUAAUGGCCCUACUCAGAUCAAUGAUGUCUUGACUGCAAGCACUGAGACAUCCACUGGGAACAUUGAGAUAUCUACUGGGAUGAUUGAAAUGUCAGCUGGAGAUAAUGAGAGCACUGAAACAUCGACUGGGAACACUGAGCCAUGUGCCAGGAUGAAUGAUGUACCAAAUGGGAACUCCGAAACAGCUACUGAGAUAGCUACUGGGAUAAUUGAAAUCUCAACUGGGAUCAGUGAUUCACUUACUGAGAUCAUUGAAGCCUCAGCUGGAGAUAAUGGGAGCACUGAAACAUUGACUGGGAACACUGAGACAUGUGCUGCGAACAUUGAAACAUCCACUGGGAACACUGAGGCAUCUACUGGGAUAAUUGAAAUCUCAGCUGGAGAUAAUGGGAGCACUGAAACAUCUACUGGGAUGAUUGAGAUUUCUACACGGAACCCAGAAUCAUUGACCGAAAUCAUUGCUACAUCUGCCAGGACUAUUGAGUCGUCUACUGGUAACACUAAUGACUCGAAUGGGAUCGUUCCUGCCCCUGCACUAAGCCUUGAGUUAUCUGGUGGGAUCGACGAGAACUCCACUGAUGUCGAUUUUGAAUUUAAUUCAACUGCUGAAGAGGACGAUUGGGUGGAUGACUCUUUCUAUUUUGACUUUGAAAUUACUCCCGAUGUCCUUGAAAGGGCACUGGUCAUAUUUACAGGUGAGAUCGCCAUUGACGAAGGUGGAGUUUCACGGGAGUUCUUCUCUGUUAUUGCCGAGGAAUUUUGCAGUCGACCAAAGAUCCUCAAGCAAUACGAUGAAUCCAGACUUGUUUGGUUCCCGGAAUGGGAGCCAGAAAUCAAUGAUGUAUUUCGCCUGCUGGGCAUUAUCUGCUGGCUGGCCCUGUACAAUGGUUAUGUGGUGGACUUCCACUUCCCAUUGGCCCUCUACAAGAAGCUGCUAAAUGAGCAACCUACUCUCGAUGACCAGAAGGAACUCUCCCCAACAGUCGGCCGAAAUCUUCAGGAACUUCUCAAUUAUGAGGGUGAUGACUUGGAGGAGAUAUUCUGCAUGGAUUUCACAAUUGGGGCAGACAUGGCUGAUGGAUCAAUAACCAGACAUGAACUCAUUCCUAAUGGGAAAAACAUUCCAGUGCAAAGCCACAACAGGAAGUUAUUCGUUGACAAAUAUGUGGACUACAUAUUUAACACAUCGGUGGAGAAACAUUUCCAAGCUUUCUCUGAAGGGUUUCGAUAUGUUCCUUUGCCAGUUGUAGAUUUGUUCCUUCCUGACGAAUUGAUGGCUCUUCUCCAAGGAAACAUGCUGUACGACUGGCCUCAGCUGGAGGAGAACGCCAGUUACGGGUCGGGCUACACAAGAAUGGAUGAAGCCAUUGUCCAGUUCUGGCAGAUGUUUCAUGAGCUAACCCAGGAGGAGAAGAAGCAUUUCCUGGCCUUCCUCACAGGUUGUGACAAGGUUCCCAUUGGAGGCAUGGGCAAGUUCAGGAUCGUCAUUCGGGAGGAUUUCAGACCUGAUCCGGAUUUGUACUUCCCGACUGCUCACACCUGCUACCAAAUGCUGGAUCUGCCCCGGUACAGCAGUGCGGAGAUCCUGAGGGAGCGGUUCCUCCGAGCGAUUGGAUGCAGUCGGGGGUUCGGGAUUGCCUAGUGGCUGAAAUCAUCUGCUGCUCCUGAGCGUCUCUGAGCGAGUGGAAAUCAUGUUGCACGUGCCCAAUGGUUCAGUGGUUUCUUUAUUAUCACGUGUAGCAAGGUACAGUGAGAAGACAGUCUCAGCAAGACCCAGGCAGAGAUGAGGAGGCACCAGGCCAUUCGGCCCACCAUGUCUGCGCUGAACACAAUGUCAAUUUCCCAGCCACCAGUGCAAAGCACCACACAACGUGCUGGAGUAACUCAGAGGGUCAGGCAGCAUCCGUGGCAACAUGGGUGGGUGUUGUUUUCGUUCGGGUCGGGAAGGAUCCUGAGGUACUCCAGCAUUUUGUGUCUUGUUUGUUUGUAAACCAGCAACUGGAGUUCCUCAUAAUGACAGGUAGAUCUGUUAUCAUAAGUGUUUCCAUUAACACAGAUUGGAUGUCACACAACUGUUGCAUUGGGGAACAUCCCUUUUAUUACUUUUAUAACCUUUUAUUGGUUAUAAUAGCAUUUCGAUCAGGAACUAGAAAACUGCUUAAAUGUAACUUUGAAAAUUGCUAAGCAUUAAAAAACCUGUCCUAGAGUCAUAGAAUGAUACAGUGUGGAAACUGGCCCAUUAGCCCAACUUGCCCACACCGUCCCAGCUACACUAGUCCCACCUGUCUGCGCUUGGUCCA
Amblyraja radiata (thorny skate) is the source of this 5031-nucleotide messenger RNA. Its product is annotated as probable E3 ubiquitin-protein ligase HERC4. NCBI's taxonomy places the organism in Eukaryota, Metazoa, Chordata, Chondrichthyes, Rajiformes, Rajidae. The transcript is spliced from 20 exons. Gene Ontology annotation, cellular component: cytoplasm. Gene Ontology annotation, molecular function: ubiquitin protein ligase activity. Bases 9 to 4373 code for a protein of 1454 amino acids. Gene Ontology annotation, biological process: protein ubiquitination; ubiquitin-dependent protein catabolic process. The record is from RefSeq and is a predicted model, not a curated record.